Danaus chrysippus (African queen) is the source of this 228-nucleotide messenger RNA. NCBI's taxonomy places the organism in Eukaryota, Metazoa, Arthropoda, Insecta, Lepidoptera, Nymphalidae. The record is from the annotation of a GenBank genome assembly.
AUGCAACUUCUAACUAUGAAUCAACUAUUUCCCAUACCAGCAUUUACCAGCAUAUUGUGCUCCUUCAGGUUAUUAGCUAUGGAAAUACGAAAGCAGGAUGAGAAAAAUAAUGCCUGUUUAGGGAUUCACAGUUCAACUUGGGAAAAUGUCUCGUUAAUUGUGGCUACUAAAGAGGCUCAAAAUCACGCCUCGGCUCGUGACCGCGGUGACGCCGCGCCGUGUGUCUGA